UUAGAACAUCGUGGUAUAGUUUCUCCAAGCAUAGUAGAACACACGUCGUCAGUCCAGGUGGCGCAGGAUGAAGGUGCCGUUUUACUCUGCGUGGCCCAAGGGUGCCCAACACCUGAAUACAGAUGGUAUUCGCAAUCAGGGCCGGAACCUUUGCUGGUUCUGGCGGGUCCAAGAAUAAGGUUACUGGGCCCUGUUUUGGCAGUAGAAGCCGUGACGCCGGACGAUGCAGGCCAAUACCGCUGCACUGCCGUAAACGCGGGCGGAGAAGCCAGUGCCGAACUCAGACUGUCAGUUACUACUCCACUCAAUGUUGAAGUAUCGCCGGCGAUGUUGAGCGUUCACAUGGGCGGCGCCGCCGAAUUUAGGUGCAUCGUUACCUCGCAGGGCAAUCAGGUCGGGCCGCAGUUCAUCACGUGGUACAAGGAUGGCAGACAACUACCAGGGUCUGGUCACACUGGUCAGACCUUGCUGGUGCCUUCUGUUGGUCGCGAAGACAGAGGCAUGUACCAGUGUGUCGUUCGAAGGCAAGACGGCGAUACUGCUCAAGCUUCUGCAGAAUUACAACUUGGAGAUGCUCCACCAGUUCUAUUAUACAGUUUCAUAGAACAAACUUUACAACCAGGACCGGCAGUAUCAUUAAAAUGCACCGCCACUGGAAAUCCAACUCCACAAAUUACUUGGGCAUUGGAUGGAUUUCCUCUUCCUUCUAAUGGCAGGUUCGUGAUCGGCCAAUACGUGACGGUGCACGGUGACGUCAUUAGUCACGUGAAUAUUAGCCACGUCAUGGUCGAGGACGGCGGAGAAUAUAGUUGUGCAGCCGAAAACAGGGCUGGGAAAACAUCGCAUGCUGCGAGGCUCAAUGUUUACGGUGCGCCUUACAUCCGACUAAUUCCCAAAGUGACCGCAGUAGCAGGUGAAGGAAUGCAACUAAAAUGCCCUGUGGCAGGGUAUCCCAUAGAGGAAAUUCACUGGGAACGGAGCGGUCGUGAGUUACCCGAAGAUAUUAGACAACGUGUCCAGCCGGAUGGAAGUUUGGUAGUCAGUCCAGUUCAAAAAAAUGCAGACUCCGGAGUUUAUACAUGUUGGGCCAGGAAUAAACAAGGACAUAGUGCUAGGAGAAGUGGAGAAGUUACUGUUAUAGUGCCUCCCAAACUUAGCCCGUUCCAUAGCGCCGAAGUUUCCCUUAACGUUGGCGAACGCGCCAGCUUAACCUGCACAGUCGUUAAAGGCGACCUCCCUUUGGUCACCACUUGGAGCAAAGACGGAAGACAACUGGACGCUUCUCAAAAUCAAGUAAAUUCCAAUGCCGACGGCGGCCAAUCUGUAACCCAAGUCGAUCAGUUCAACAGCAUCUUAGUAAUCGACAGUUUGACGCCACAACAUAGUGGAAAUUAUACUUGCACCGUCAGAAAUUCGGCAGCUGAGGCUUCUCGCUGGCAACGUGUUUUGGUUAAUGUUCCUCCCAUUAUCGAGCCCUUUUCCUUCCAAGAAGGCCUCGCCGAAUCGAUGCGGACGAGAACCGUCUGCGGCGUCUCCGGCGGCGACCAGCCUCUCACCAUAAGGUGGCUGAAGGAUGGACAACCUCUAUCUUCGGAAAGAUUUAAAGCAAAUGUUACAUCGCUGGAUUCGUAUUCUUCCCUUCUAAGUAUAGCUUCGCUCACAGCUGAUCACAGUGGACUCUAUACUUGCGUCGCUAGCAAUCCGGCCGCUGAAGUGCGACUGUCGGCCAGGUUGCAAGUCAAAGUUCCACCAAGAUGGGUUGUUGAACCAGCUGAUAUAAGUGUUGAAAGAAAUCGUCAUGUUUCUUUACAUUGUCAAGCUCAGGGUGUUCCUGUACCAACUGUUGUAUGGAAAAAAGCUAUUGGUGGUAAAUCUGGAGAUUACGAAGAAGUACGAGAAAGACCGUACACAAAACUUUUACCAAAUGGCACAUUGCUUUUACAACAUGUCAAAGAAGAUCGAGAAGGCUACUACCUCUGCCAAGCCAAUAAUGGUAUUGGUACUGGUAUAGGAAAAGUAAUACAAUUAAAAGUCAAUUCAUCUCCAUAUUUUUCUGCGCCUUCUCGUCUGGUAACUGUCAAAAAAGGUGACAAGGCUGUAUUGUUCUGUGAUGUUAGUGGUGACAAACCUAUAAAUGUUAUUUGGCUUCGUGGCGGAAAACAAGAGAUGAAUCCAUCUACAAAUUAUAGGGUGGCCGUCAAACAAGAUGCAACACCUGAUGGAGUUCGUGCUGAAAUCAUGAUAUCAGCAACCGAAGCUAAAGACAGUGGUGUCUACUUUUGUCAAGCUUCUAAUCAAUAUGGAAGAGACCAACAAAUGGUGCAACUUUUGAUUCAGGAACCACCAAAAGCACCAGAAGCUUUGGAGGCUGCCAUGGUGUCUUCUAGAUCUGUCAAUAUUAAAUGGAUCAGACGCUCCAGUGGGGCUGCUGAUUCUUCGGAUGUUUCAAAGUAUAUUGUACAAUAUAGAGAAGGCGAUCGUUCUUGGCAGCAAGUAGAAUUAACAGGAAUGCACCAACCAGGUGUAACAUCUCCACAACCACCAACAAGUGCUUUAAUUGAAGAUUUGAAACCAGCAACGAGAUAUUCAUUUCGGGUAAUUGCAGAAGGACCAGCAGGAAGAAGUGCACCAAGUACCGAAUUGUCAGUUCGUACUGAACCACAAAGACCAGCUGGUCCACCUCUUCAAUUAUCUGCCAGGCCUGUUUCUUCCACAGAAGUUUUAGUUACUUGGUCUCCACCUUUGGCAGAAUUAAGACAUGGGGAAAUUCAAGGAUACAACGUUGGUUAUAGAUCAAACAGUGCAAUUUCAGCACACUACAAUUUUAGUUCUGUAUCUGGUGAUGGUGAAGAUGGUUCAGGAGAGCUGUUACUAGGAGGUCUAGCUAAAUUUUCUAGAUAUUCUGUAGUAGUUCAGGCAUUUAACCAAAUUGGACCAGGACCUCUUUCAGAACCAGCCUCUGUCCAAACAAUGGAAGAUGUUCCAUCAAUGCCACCUGAAGAUGUAAGAUGUGCAGCUCUGACUUCUCAAUCUUUGCAAGUGUCUUGGCAACCACCACCUCCUGAAUAUUGCAAUGGUCUUUUGCAAGGGUAUAAAUUAUUUUAUGAACCAGUUGUGGAAGAUCACAUUCCUGGACUCAAUGACGAUAUGGAAACUAGAAAAACAACAGCCCUAACAACUGUUUUAACAGGACUACGCAGAUACACAAACUACAGUAUGCAAGUUUUAGCUUUUACCAGAAUUGGCGAUGGUGUACUGACACAAACUUCUCAUUGCCGAACUGAGGAAGAUGUACCUGAAGCACCAGCUGAUAUCAAAGUAGUAGUCAGUUCCCCUCAGUCGUUGUUUGUUUCGUGGUUGCCUCCAGUAGAACCUAAUGGAAUAAUCACCAAAUAUAUUUUAUACAUAAGGGCCGUGGAAGGACGAGAGGAACUUAACCACAAUAAACGCAAUUUAGCUUCUUCACAAACAACAUUUGAAGCCAAGGAUUUGCAGCAACAUGCUGAAUACCAAUUUUGGGUCACAGCUUCAACAAGAGUCGGAGAAGGCAAAAGUUCUCGUGUUGUCUCUCAAAUUUCUUCCAAUAGAGUGCCAGCUCGUAUAACAUCCUUUGGUGGGCCCAUAGUUCGCCCCUGGCGCGGUUCUGUAACCUUACAAUGUAAGGCCGUUGGUGAUCCAAGACGAGAAUGGCUUCGGGGUGAAGUUCCACUCAGAGCAGGAUCUCAACAUAAUGCACAACUUUUGGAUACUGGAGAACUGCAACUAAAUGCCUUGCAGAGGAGUGAUAGUGCAAAUUAUACCUGUCAAGUCGACAAUGGGGUUGGCACAGAUCGUCUAACUUAUCAUCUCAUCGUGCAAAUACCUCCAGGACCACCAGUCUUAUACGUAACAUCUGCCACAUCUAGUUCAAUUCUUCUUCACUGGAAAUCUGGAGAUACUGGUGCAGCACCCCUAAGUGGAUACACAUUGCACUACAGACGUGCACAUGGAAGUUUGGAAGAAAUGGUUAUGUCCAGACAUGCUUCCAGUCACGAAUUGAAGGGACUUCAAUGUGGCAGUACAUAUCAUCUCUACCUAACAGCAAGAAAUAAAAUAGGCAGUUCGUCUGCUUCUCCUACAUUACUGGUGAGAACUCAGGGACAGGCUCCAGGAACUCCUGCUUCUGGAGCUUUGCUUGCGCCAAAUUCUACCUCAGUAGUUCUAAGAUUACAUGUUUGGCCUGAUAAUGGUUGUCCAUUAUUAUAUUUUGUGCUUCAAUAUCGAGCUGCAAAUGAUGCCGAAUGGACUUUAGUUUCAAACGCACUGAAACCACAAAGGAGAUUUACUAUAUCAGGAUUGCAGCCUGCAUCUCUGUAUAGAUUAAGAAUGGAAGCUCAUAAUAUUGCUGGUCAAUCACAAGCUGAUUUCAGUUUCGUAACCUUGACCAAGGAUGGAGAACCACCACCCCCUGAACUAGUUAAAUUAGGUGGCUCUUCUGCUUCAAUGGGUUAUGCCGAUUUCAGAGUCAUCAUACCGACAGCUGUUUCUGUAGUUGCUGUUUUUUUAGCUGCAGCAAUGGCUUUCAUAUGCUGGAAAACUCGGCAGGUAGAUAGAGCUCGUAAAGAAUCUUUAGAAAACCAGCAAAAUGCCGAAGCGCAACGCGAGCGAUAUUAUGCGACAAUUCACAAAGUUGCCUUGCAAGCUGGACAGGAUAAAAUACCAGAAACCUCGGAUGACAUUUCGCCCUAUGCAACGUUCCAGUUGUCUGAAGCUAGCACUCUUGCUGCAGGUAAUACACUGUUACAUUCAUUUAUGUACCACGAAAGAGCUGGUACAGAAGGCUGUGCUAGUACUCCGCCACCUCAGAGAGAACCUCGGACGCCUUCUAGUUACGGAGCCGCCUCACCUUACAGAAAGGUUGGAAAAGGCAGACGGCGCCAUGCCCGAAAAACUGAUAUCGAAAGUGAUUCUGAAUCGGACCAGGAACAACUCACUUCCAGUAGGACAGAAUCUUCAAAUCAUUUAGAAGGGAAACAUAAACACGGUCUAAUAUACCAUGGAACAACGCACUCUAGUACGUCUUCGGAUUUAUCACCGAUGUCAGAACAAAAAUCAUUACCAAGAAGGGGGCGUACCAGAUAGAAUAUUGUUCUUUUAGACAAUCCUUAUGCCUUGAAAAAAACUGCUUUUGUUAACUUUCAAGGCAGAGGUAUUGGCGACAGGCUGGAACUGUCAGAAGCCGAAUGCGAUAUGGACACGAUGAAAAAUCUCAAAUUGGGCCUGAGAAGUUCCCUGUGGGCCCGGCCUAAUUCAGGAGCCCCUAACUCCGGCUCUGGAGGCGGCGGAGGAGGUGGAUUGAGCGGGCACCCGAGUGAUUAUUCGAUAGCCGUAUAG
Messenger RNA from Ctenocephalides felis (cat flea), 5373 nucleotides. RefSeq names its product Down syndrome cell adhesion molecule-like protein Dscam2. The record is from RefSeq and is a predicted model, not a curated record. Lineage: Eukaryota; Metazoa; Arthropoda; Insecta; Siphonaptera; Pulicidae. The annotation marks the transcript as partial. Gene Ontology annotation, cellular component: plasma membrane; axon. Gene Ontology annotation, molecular function: protein binding. Gene Ontology annotation, biological process: cell-cell adhesion; axon guidance. The transcript has 32 exons.